AUGAGACUCAGUGUGUUGUUCUCGACCUUCGUCUUCUGCGCGACGGUCAAGAGCCAGCAAUCAACACUGUUAGAAGAUUACUUGAAGAAUUACCCACAAUGCGCAGUAAGGACAUGGGCUUCGGCAUACACAGUAUCACAGAUAUCAGCACAAAAACGUGCCCCGAUAUCUCGUCCACUAGGAGUAUAUACUUUUGUAUUCAAAGAAACUGUAGCUACGCGGACGAAGUGGAUUAGCUCCGUCGGAGGUUCGGCGUCCGAGUGGCUGUCUAAUGCGUUCGAAUUCGAAUGGUUGGAACCCCAACAGGAGGCGAUGAGACUACUCAAGGAAGCCCUACUCUCUGCCCCUGCCCUGAUCAAAAUCGAUUACAGCAAGGAAGGAGGAAAGACCUACUUGACGGUGGACGCCAGCCUCAAGGGAUGGGGAGCCGUGUUGCAACAAGAGGACUCAGACAAGAAAAGACAUCCAGCCAGAUUCGAGAGUGGCCUUUGGAACCCUGCUGAAAGCAAGUACGAUGCAACCAAACGAGAAUGCCGCGGCGCCCUCAAGGCCAUGAAAAAGAUGAGGAGCGAGCUGUACGGAGUCCACUUCAUCUUGGAAACCGAUGCUAAAGUACUUGUUGAUCAACUGAACGGAUCCGCGAGCGACCUACCUGGAGCUCUUGUCACGAACUGGAUCGCAUGGAUGAGGCUGAUGGACUUCGAGGUCAAACACAUCCUUGGCACCAAGAAUGCGGCGGCGGACGGUCUGUCUAGGAGGGGAAAGGAACAUCCUUCGGAUAAAAAUUCUUUUUUAUUGGCAAUAAGAGAGAGUUUUUGCCGGGGAGCCGAAAUAUUGCACUUUGGCCAUUGCGGCAUUCCGAAGUCCGAACCCAUCGGGGAUGGGGUUCUGAUGAUUUGA
Messenger RNA from Drepanopeziza brunnea f. sp. 'multigermtubi' MB_m1, 900 nucleotides. The record is from RefSeq and is a predicted model, not a curated record. Lineage: Eukaryota; Fungi; Ascomycota; Leotiomycetes; Helotiales; Drepanopezizaceae.